GGAGACGCGUGGAUGACGGGCUGAGCGGUUUCGCUCCUCUCGCUCGUCGUAGAGUGCCGCACGUGAUCGCGCUCGAUCGCGCGUGCUCUGCUUUAUCGACCUUCUCUAGUUGAAGGAUGCACGGCUGGAACUGCACGGUUCUCGAUUCCUCUAUCUCUGGCACACGUCUGAUCUCGCGAAAUGUCGCUUUCACAAGGGAGAUUCGGCGAAAUGACACCGCUCCUUUCGAGGCCGAGUGUUACACUCUCCCAAAGUUGCAACCUCAAGGGGCUUCUCCUGCGGAGGAUACCGAUUCUAGCAUGGCUACCUCUGUACAGUUGGAGCAAACUUCUGCAGGACGCUUUGGCAGGGUUGACAGUGGGUCUGACCGCGAUACCGCAGGGCAUAGCGUAUGCAAUAGUGGCUGGACUUCCGGCACAGUAUGGCCUGUACAGCAGUUUCAUGGGUUGCUUCGUUUAUCUGGUCUUUGGUGGUAGCAAGGAUGUGACAGUGGGACCUACUGCGAUAAUGGCAUUAAUGGUGCAAAAGUACGUGACCGGUCUAGGAGAGGAUUUCGCUGUGCUCAUGUGCUUCUUAUCAGGUGCCAUUAUCACGAUCAUGGGAGUGCUUCAUUUGGGGUUUCUCGUGGACUUUAUAAGUAUGCCUGUAAUUUGCGGCUUCAGUAAUGCCGCGGCGAUUAUUAUCGCUACUUCUCAAUUAAGUACUUUACUGGGCAUAAAAGGGCGUAGUGACUCCUUCGUCGACGCCAUUUCAAAGGUUAUUAAUCAUAUAAAUGAAACUCAACCUUGGGACCCAGUAUUAGGAGUGUGCUCGAUGAUAGUGUUAGUUCUCCUCAAGAAUCUGCCCGGCAAGAAGCUGGGAACUCCUUUUGAAAAAUUCAUGUGGCUAAUCUCCUUGGGCAGAAACGCCAUAGUCGUGAUGGUCGGAAUUCUCCUAGCCUACAUAUUAUUUUCUCACGGAAUCCAACCUUUUCAAAUUACGGGUAACAUAACCAAAGGCUUGCCGCCGUUUUCUUUACCGCCGUUUACCAUCGUAAACGGAAACCAUACGUAUACCUUCGCAGAGGCGGUCAACGAAAUCGGCAUCAGCAUCCUCUCGAUACCACUCAUCGCCAUCUUGGAGAGCAUUGCCAUCGCCAAGGCAUUUGCGAAAGGAAAGACUCUUGAUGCCAAUCAAGAGAUGCUGGCACUCGGCCUUUGCAACAUAUGCGGCAGCUUCGUAAGAUCGAUGCCCGUAACCGGAAGUUUCACUCGUACCGCCGUUAACAAUGCAUCUGGUGUAAAAACGCCGAUGGGUGGUGUUAUCACCGGCGGUUUGGUGCUUUUGGCAUGCGGCCUGUUAACGUCUACUUUCGAAUAUAUCCCUAAAGCUACGUUAGCGGCUGUCAUCAUAAUCGCGAUGUUCUAUAUGUUCGAAGCACGCAUUUUCAUUGUUCUCUGGAGAACAAAGAAAAUCGAUCUAGUGCCGUUGAUAGUGACGUUAUUAUGUUGCUUGGCGUUCGGUUUGGAGUACGGUAUGAUCGCCGGGAUUGCGGUAAAUUUAAUUCUCUUACUCUAUUUCGCGGCCCGGCCCGGGUUAUUGAUCGAAGAGCGGAUCGUUGAUGGCUUGACCGUGCUUUUCGUAUCGCCCAAGCAAUCCCUGAGCUUCCCAGCAGCGGAGUACCUCCGAGAGCGAGUAAUGUCGUGGUGUGACAAGAGACCGACAAGCUUACCGGUGGUAAUGGAGGGUCGUCACGUGCUCAGGAUUGAUGCUACAGUCGCGAAAAACCUGGCAUUGCUCCUGUCAGAUCUCGCCGCGCGGGAUCAGAAGAUCAUUUUUUGGAAUUGGUGCGAGAACGCCAGACGGACUUUGAUAAGUUACGAUCCGUCACUCACGACUUACUGUAGAUCGUCCGGCAGCAUAGAGCAGAUAUUUUCAGAGGAGACUUAUUUUAUUAAUUGAGCCGAUAUGACUACUGCCAUAACAGACAUGUGUUCACUAUAUUCCUUAAGAUUGUUUUUACUCAAAUUUUCUAAGUGCAACGUUAAUAUGUAUGUGAUAAUAAUAUUAAACACAAAUUUCGAAACUAA
Molecule: messenger RNA, 2069 nt
Organism: Monomorium pharaonis (pharaoh ant)
Lineage: Eukaryota; Metazoa; Arthropoda; Insecta; Hymenoptera; Formicidae
Product: sodium-independent sulfate anion transporter
Exons: 9
Coding region: 181-1941 (586 amino acids)
Biological process (GO): transmembrane transport
Cellular component (GO): membrane
Molecular function (GO): secondary active sulfate transmembrane transporter activity
Source: RefSeq, a predicted model, not a curated record